Lineus longissimus is the source of this 2304-nucleotide messenger RNA. RefSeq names its product zinc finger MYND domain-containing protein 19-like. The coding region runs from base 119 to 805 and encodes 228 amino acids. The record is from RefSeq and is a predicted model, not a curated record. Gene Ontology annotation, cellular component: synapse; cytoplasm; membrane. Lineage: Eukaryota; Metazoa; Nemertea; Pilidiophora; Heteronemertea; Lineidae. The transcript has 7 exons.
UGUGUGCACCGCCAUUAACAUAUGUUCAAGCCGCGGCUAUACUUCAGUUUUCUACUCUCAAUUAUUGACAGAUCAAUUCUUCAUAUAGCAGAUCACCCUCAUCAUAUUAUUGAAUGGGAUGUCAGCCUUCAAACUGGGUAUAGUUCGCCUCGGUAAAGCGGCAGGAAAGACCAAGUAUAUAAUAGUGGAUGAAAGAGACAUAUUAAUGGUGGACGAUUUUGGAUUUGAGGCUCGUGUGGAGGUCGACCGUGAUGGAAAUGGAGCAGACAUUUAUGCAUACGCCUACGAUAUUAAAAAGGGACGAAACUCAGGACAGUAUUUACACGAGUUGCUGUGGGAGAAGCACUGUGGUGGUAUUGCACCAGGCUGGAAAGUCAUCCAUAAAAAUGGUGUCUCCGUCGACAACCGGUUAGAGAAUCUCUCGCUCGUUCCUAUUACCCAGAAUUCCCAACUUUGUGAUGAACCGUCAAAUAAGUCCAAUCGAGAGCAGAGCGUUUAUUGGUUGGCAAUACAACAGUUACCCACAGAUCCCUUAGCACAGCACUAUCCAGAAUUCAAUCAUGGCCGGUAUUAUAAUGCAAAUGGCGAAAUUGUUGAAGAAGAUGACAGUAAUAUGUAUUACGAAUGCCAUUACCCACCAUGUACCAAUAUGGAGAAAGAAUUACGAGAGUUUAGUAUAUGUGGGAGGUGCCAGGAAGUAAGAUACUGUGGAACAUACUGCCAACAAAAAGACUGGCCCGUGCACAAGAAAUAUUGUCGGGAGCGAAAACGGCCAUACAAUGGAGAGCAUCCGCCUGAAAGAUAAGACGUUCGCCGCUAGUCCUAUAAACUGUUUUGUAAAUAAAAGAAUAUUGAGACUAUUGAAGUGACUUUGUUGUGCUCGGGUUGAAUAGACAUAUUCGAUAUUGAUCAAUUUGGAAGUGAAAAGCCCACAUUGGGACUCUUUGUAAUGUUAUUAUAGUCAGCUAUGUUUUUACUUAAAGACACCGGUUCCCAAAGUUGAUAACAUAAAAAUGUAGAUCUCAACAGUGUUGUGCAUGUAAGGACUGAUUUUACAGUAUCAGGUGAUUUCAGAUAUCAGAUCAUGCUAUGUUUUUGUCAGGUAUCGGUUUCAGAUCAAACCGUCUGAAGAGUUGAAAACUUGCAUGAGAUGUGCAUGUGUUAUAAUGCAUUGUUUUCUUACGCUAUGUAAUUUGUAUGUUUUCAUACAUCAUAGAAAAGCAUAACUGCCCCCUAUUGGUGGGGCUGUCUUUAAAAUAUGUUAAUCUUACUCUAUGGUGGGUUGUUCGAAGAGGUUGGUGCAUAGACAAUUUUACAACUAAAGAGUUUUCUUUAAAGAGGAAGAGCUUUGAUAAAGUAUGUAAAAAGCCUUUGGGAAGGCCAGGAAUCGUUUAUGCAGGGUUGGUAGUUACUCAAAACAAAACGCAAUCUUUAGAGUUCCCUAAAAUGCCAACCCUCUUGGUUGAGUUGAUAUAUCCCUUUGCUCUAAGAACUAGGCUAAUGUAUUCCCAUUUGGAAUGAUGAAAAGGGAUAUCAAUGACCUCAAGCCUGGUCUAUCUCUUUUCUUAAUCAUGUGCUAUUUUCGAAGGUAUUUUGGGACGUAAUAAGGUUUCUGCAUUUAUUGCUUUCACUCUUGGAUAAAAUAGAUCAUUAAUCAAGAGAGAAGUGGAGAAUGGUACACUUACCAGUCUAAAGCAUCAAUGGCAUAUAGGGGGAAGAGGCAAUUGUAAGGGUUGUGAGACACAGAGUUUAUUUAAUAGUCCUUCAUUCAAAAUCAGGCCCCAAUUCACUCAAUCAGUGUUUAAACUCAACUGAGCAAUAUCUCUGUCAGUAAGCUUCUUGCAAUGGUACUGUUCAGAAACGCAAACAUCACUGCUAAUGCUGAUCGAGUAACUUGGCCCUGUGCCUUUAGUGUAUUUUCAUUUUAAACAUUCUGUACUUAAAUAUGAUUUGAAAAGUGUAAUUGCUAAAUGUUUAAAGAGCAGAGACUGCUGCAGUCAUUUCAGUGGUUUUUAAUCAGCUAGAAUUGGAGAGUACUGGUUGAGGGAAGUUACGUAUCCAUUAAGAAGAAACCACAAGUUAAGAAUACUGUUUUUGUAAAACCAGAUGCUAGUUAAGUAACAUGUUUUCAUAUGUAAGAUGGAUGGUUCAGUUCAGGGCAACGUCAGAGACAAAUAAGUCAUCUAGCAAGUCUACUGUUGCCCACGAUCAGUUUAAUCGGUCUAAAGAAGAGAUAUACAGGUUUCUGAUAUCAGCAGAACUUUUGUAAAGAAGAAAUGAAUCACUAUUUAGAAUCAUUACAGA